CAGCGUAGCUGGGAUUGAAGGGAGGAACUUACGGCAGCGAAAGUGUCCCGCUCCGAAUAGCUCCACUCAUCCCUGCACCUGUGUCUUGGUGCACUCCCUCUGCUGCGGGACCCAGCGCGACCUCCCAGGAAGACCUUGACAAGCCCCAGCCCAGGCACGCAGCCCACUGCUGGGCCGAAGAGGAUCCGUUCAGCCCAGCGGAAGAGUGGCUAAAGGGAAGGUUCAGCUGCCCAGAGCCAGCCGCUGGCCGACCGCACUUAGGAGUGCUCACCGCAGUAACACGAGAGUCCCAGCUGGAAGGCAAUAGGCAGGAAAUCUGUUUCUGGCUGGACUCAGUCACUUCAGACUGCAGGAGGGUUGUAGCAGAGGGGGAUGUUUCUCAACACAAGUCAGCACAAAAAGUCCCUGCACCGAGACAUCUAACAGGAUAUAUUUGGGGAGUCAAGGCUGAGAGAGAACCAUCUGAAGUAUCACUGGAAAAUGCUGAGGAGCAGCUGCAGGGGCAGAAACUGAGGAGUCAAGAUGGAGAAAAAAGUAAAGGAGCGACAAACUCACACAGGAGACAAACCUUAUAAAUGCUUGGAGUGUGGAAAGAACUUCAGAUGGAGUAGCACCCUUACUUUGCAUCAAAGAUCUCAUACAGGGGACAAACCUCACAAUUGCUUGGAGUGUGGAAAGAGCUUCAGUCGGAGUAGCACUCUUAGUUCUCAUCAAAGAAUUCACACAGGGGACAAACCUUAUCAAUGCUUGGAGUGUGGAAAGAGCUUCUGUCAGAGUGGCCAACUUACUUCACAUCACAAAACUCACACAGGGGACAAACCUUAUAAAUCCUUUGUGUGUGGAAAAAGCUUCAGAUGGAGUAGUGCCCUUACGGUGCAUCAAAGAAGUCACACAGGGGACAAACCUUAUCAAUGCAUGGAGUGUGGAAAGAGCUUCAGUCAGAGUGGCCACCUUACUUUGCAUCACAGAACUCAUACAGGGGACAAACCUUAUCAAUGCUUGGAAUGUGGAAAGAGCUUCAGUGACAAUAGCACCCUUACAGUGCAUAAAAGAAUUCACACAGGUGACAAACCAUAUAAAUGCUUGGAGUGUGGAAAAAGCUUCUGUCAGAGUGGCCAGCUUACUUCGCAUCAAGGAACUCACACAGGGGACAAACCAUAUAAAUGCUUGGAGUGUGGAAAGAGCUUCAGUCGGAGUGGCACCCUGAGUAUACAUGAAAGAACUCAUACAGGGGACAAACCUUAUCAAUGCAUGGAGUGUGGAAAGAGGUUCAGUCAGAGUGCCCAGCUUACUUCACAUCACAAAACUCACACAGGGGACAAACCUUAUCAAUGCUUCAAGUGUGGGAAAAGCUUCAGAUGGAGUAGUGCCCUGACAAUACAUCAAAGAACUCACACAGGGGACAAACCUUAUAAAUGCUUGGAGUGUGGAAAGAGCUUCAGUCACAGUAGCACCCUUACUUUGCAUCAAAGAACUCACACAGGGGACAAACCUUAUAAAUGCUUAGAGUGUGGAAAGAGCUUCAGUCAGAGUGGCACCCUUAGUAUACAUGAAAUAACUCAUACAGGGGACAAACCGUAUCAAUGCUUGGAGUGUGGAAAGAGCUUCAGUCAGAGUGGCAACCUUAGUAUACAUGAAAGAACUCACACAGGGGACAAACCUUAUAAAUGUUUAGAGUGUGGAAAAACCUUCAGUCACAGUAGCACCCUUACUUCGCAUCGAAGAACUCACACAGGGGAAAAACCUUUUAAAUGCUUGGAGUGUGGAAAGAGCUUCAGUCGGAGUAGCACCCUUACUUCGCAUCAAAGAAUUCACACAGGGGACAAACCUUAUAAAUGCUUGGAGUGUGGAAAGAGCUUCUGUCAGAGUGGCCAGCUUACUUCACAUCACAAAACUCACACAGGGGACAAAUCUUAUAAAUGCUUGGAGUGUGGAAAGAGCUUCAGUGACAGUAGCACCCUUACUUUGCAUCAAAGAACACAUGCAGGGAAGAAACCUUAUACAUGCUUGUAGUGUUGAAAGACCUUUCAUCAGAAUGAUUAACUUCAGGCACAUCAAAGGAUCCGUUGAAGGGAAGAGUUGUAUAGAUGCUUUGAAUGUGGAAAAAACUUUAAGCAGAGUUCAACUCUUUCUGUGUAUCAAAGGAUCCAUACAGGGAAGCCGCGCCAGAAACAGGAUUUUUAUGGGGGUUUCAGACCCCCAACAAUCUUCUUCUCUUAGCUUAACCACAGACUGUUCCACUUCCCUUUCACCUGCUAGUUUGGUGGCCUGUUGUGCAGAGGUUUUUGCUUUCCCAGAGAUGGGUGAGCAUCCAAGAUGGGUGCUGAGGCCAAGGUGCCUGCAGAAGCCAAAAUUGCCUAUCUGUUGUCCAGUUUUCCCCCAUCAUAUCCCCCCUCUGGCAGUGACUGUGGAUCUGAUUUUACUGGACAGGUGUUUAAAAUGAGUGGUCAGAUGCUGUACCACUUGCCCUUCUUCACAUCCAAAGUACUGCUUGUUGUUAUGUGAAAUAACUUUGUACCUAAAUAAUAAAGCAGAGUUUA
Molecule: messenger RNA, 2540 nt
Organism: Rhineura floridana
Lineage: Eukaryota; Metazoa; Chordata; Lepidosauria; Squamata; Rhineuridae
Product: zinc finger protein 420-like
Exons: 2
Coding region: 523-2013 (496 amino acids)
Biological process (GO): regulation of transcription by RNA polymerase II
Cellular component (GO): nucleus
Molecular function (GO): RNA polymerase II cis-regulatory region sequence-specific DNA binding; DNA-binding transcription activator activity, RNA polymerase II-specific
Source: RefSeq, a predicted model, not a curated record